GCACGUUGACCCAGAAUUUCAAGUGACAUGAACUUGGUCAAGUUGAGCCUGGCGCUGUCUAUUGCCGCUGCCCGUGGUGGAGCGCAUGAUGCACCUGCAUCUGCAGGCUACACUACAACGUCGGACGACGAGGCCAAGACAACGCAACGAGACGAAGUCGCGCUGGACGUUGAAGGGGGCGUCCGGCAUCACGUCGCCGCGUCCAAGUCUUCUCACGCGUUGCAAGCAUUAGCGACCACCGAGUCGGAUGUUGCCUCGCCUGACAUCUCGGGUGUGUCGAUGCGCUGCCGAUUCUGUGGGGCUCAUUUGGCAUGGAAGCACCACUACCAGCAUUUGCCAGACGAAAGCAAAGCGCAUGCGAAGAACACGCGCACGGAAACGUCCUUGGGAGAGCACGGUGAAGUCGUGUACUUUGACAACCCGGCCGGCGUCGAGUUUGAGCUGGCGUCGUUUCAGCACUCGGAUGGCGUGCCCUCGGAUGCGUACACGCAACAAGACACGUUCUUCGACUCGUACAACUGGCGUGCAUUGGCAUGUCCUCGCUGCGCCAAGCACGUCGGAUGGAAGUUCACGCAUGUGUUGCACGAUCAAUGCAUGGCAGAUACGCAGCGGCAGCUGCACAAGCCCGCCGUGCCGUCGGGAAAGAAGGGUUCCAAAACAAAACUAGCGGCCCUAGUCGACGCAGCAUUUGCCGACAAGAGCUGCUACGCCAUGUCGAACGGGUGGUGGUCGUACCAACAUUGCUACAAGAGCGACAUCACGCAAUUUCACCUAGAACCAGAUGGCGUCAAGGCGAACGAGUGGAGCCUUGGACACUUCUCGGACAACAAGAGCACGGACACGGAGAUCGCCCAUCACUUUACGGGUGGCCAGCAUUGCGAUGAAAACGGCAAACUCCGCAGCACCACGGUGAAAUACGUGUGCUGCCCUGAACAACAGGACAUUGUCGUGGACACGAUCGAAGAGCCCAGCCUGUGCACGUACCUCAUGCGGGUAUGUGUGCCCCAACUGUGCCAGUCCAAACCCAAAAUCCCCGACGUGCUGGACAAGAAGAUCGAAAAGGCGUGUGCGCAGACGUUGGUGGACCACCAGAAGCCGACCUCACCUUCCUUCUUGCCCCUUUUCUACACGUUGGUAUGGCCGGAUACAAUUGCCGAAGACAGCCCCGAGCUCACAUGGACGCAUUCUCUCUCGACUGUUACAUCGAUCAUUGGUCGCUGACAUUUCUCAAAUUGCAUCAGUCUGUUGUUUUUAUUGUGUUCUAUUAACGCUACGUUAAAUGGGUUUAACCCUGCCAACACGUAGGGAUACUUGCU
Molecule: messenger RNA, 1316 nt
Organism: Aphanomyces astaci
Lineage: Eukaryota; Oomycota; Saprolegniomycetes; Saprolegniales; Verrucalvaceae
Exons: 6
Coding region: 28-1221 (397 amino acids)
Biological process (GO): endoplasmic reticulum unfolded protein response; retrograde protein transport, ER to cytosol
Cellular component (GO): endoplasmic reticulum lumen
Source: RefSeq, a predicted model, not a curated record